Molecule: messenger RNA, 888 nt
Organism: Trichoplax adhaerens
Lineage: Eukaryota; Metazoa; Placozoa; Uniplacotomia; Trichoplacea; Trichoplacidae
Exons: 6
Biological process (GO): protein K63-linked deubiquitination
Cellular component (GO): cytosol
Molecular function (GO): cysteine-type deubiquitinase activity; K63-linked deubiquitinase activity
Source: RefSeq, a predicted model, not a curated record
UUCGGAGAUUUCGAUUCACCAAUAGUAAAAGAUUACAUUCCGCCACCAUCUUCACUUUCAGCUCUUAUGUAUGGUGAUAAUCGAGGGAUUCAAGGUCAUAACAAUUCCUGUUACCUGGACUGUACACUAUUUAGUAUGUUUUGCUGUAGCUCUAAUUUCGACGAGAUGCUACAACCCGAAAAUUUUUCUAACGCCGACGAAAAUUUAAAAGAAAUUCAGGGUUGCCUAAGUAGUGGAAUUGUUAAUUGCUUAAGAAGCCAUGGUUUCGUUCGAGCUGAUCGUGUGGCUAGAUUUAGGCAGAUUUUGGAAGCUACUGGCCAGAUAAAAGGUGUACUUGACCAAGAAAAAGAUCCAGAGGAAUUUAUCAAUUUUUUAAUGAAUCUCCUGUGGCCAAAGAAGCCAUUGCUGGAAUUAAAACUUAUAUCAACAAACAAUUCGUAUGAUGGCAAUAUUCUUCAAAUUCUUGGUGUAAGAGAUCCAAGAGAAACAAUGCCGACGCUGCAAAAUUUGUAUGAAAAGUCCAUGAUAUUUUCUGAUAUUAAAUUUGCUAAGGUCAGCUUAAUGCCUUAUAGGCCACAAACAAAUGAUUGUAACAACAAUCAUAGAAUUCAACUGAAUUUAUUUGCUGUUAUUUGUAUCUCCAUAUCCCACUAUGUGGCAUUUGUUCGCUGUGGUAACAAAGUCGACUCGAAUUGGUGUUUCUAUGACAGCAUGUUUGAUCGUGAUAUUACUGGUUACAAUAUUCCCCGCGUAGAAAGAUUAGACGAUGUAGCAACGUGGCUAAGUGAUCAUAGAUACGCUUGUGAGGGCUAUUUAAAUGAGAAUGUACCAGAUCGUUUACGGCGAUUAUUUGAAGAUGCAUAUAUUUGUAUGUAUAGCUCCGAUUAA